AGACCAGGAAGCGGAUAGCGUGGAGUGACGGUGCCACCGCGGCGCAUGGAGUUUCGCUCUUGUUGCUCAGGCUGGAGUGCAAUGGUGUGAUCUCGGCUCACUGCAACCUCCGCCUCCCGGGUUCAAGCGAUUCUCCUGCCUCAGCCUCUCGAGUAGCUGAGAUUACAGGCAUGAUCCAUUGCUCCCAGCCACCCAUGUAUUCCUGAUUGAAAAAAUUUGCUUAUGUCUUAGUUCUACAGCUGACCCUCUUUCGCUAUUUUCAAGAGUAUUGCCCGGGCUGUGAGUGCAGUCUCAUGAUCUUGGGUCACUGCAACCUCUGUUUCCUGGGUUCAAGUGAUUCUUGUGCCUCAGCAUCCCACGUAGCUGAGAUUACAGGAUUGACUUCUAAAGACUCUUGGUACGUGAGGAAGAAACCCGGAAGAGGAAGAGGAGAGCAAAGGAGUCAGGGAUGGCUUUUUCUCAGGGUCUAUUGACAUUCAGGGAUGUGGCCAUAGAAUUCUCUCAGGAGGAGUGGAAAUGCCUGGACCCUGCUCAGAGGACUCUAUACAGGGACGUGAUGCUGGAGAAUUAUAGGAACCUGGUCUCCCUGGAUAUCUCUUCCAAAUGCACGAUGAAGGAGUUCUUGUCAACAGCGCAAGGCAACAGAGAAGUGUUCCAUGCAGGGACAUUGCAAAUACAUGAAAGUCAUCACAAUGGAGAUUUUUGCUACCAGGAUGUUGAUAAAGAUAUUCAUGACUAUGAAUUUCAAUGGCAAGAAGAUGAAAGAAAUGGCCAUGAAGCACCCAUGACAAAAAUCAAAAAGUUGACAGGUAUUACAGAACGAUAUGAUCAAAGUCAUGCUAGAAACAAGCCUAUUAAAGAUCAGCUUGGAUCAAGCUUUCAUUCGCAUCUGCCUGAAAUGCACAUAUUUCAGACCGAAGAGAAAAUUGAUAAUCAAGUUGUGAAGUCUGUCCACGAUGCUUCCUUGGUUUCAACAGCCCAAAGAAUUUCUUGUAGGCCCAAAACCCAUAUAUCUAAUAACCAUGGGAAUAAUUUCUGGAAUUCUUCAUUACUCACACAAAAACAGGAAGUACACAUGAGAGAAAAAUCUUUCCAAUGUAAUGAGAGUGGCAAAGCCUUUAAUUACAGCUCACUCUUAAGGAAACAUCAGAUAAUCCAUUUAGCAGACAAAUAUAAAUGUGAUGUAUGUGGCAAGCUCUUUAAUCAGAAGCGAAACCUAGCAUGCCAUCGUAGAUGUCACACUGGUGAGAAUCCUUACAAGUGUAAUGAGUGUGGCAAGACCUUCAGUCAGACGUCAUCCCUUACAUGCCAUCGUAGACUUCAUACUGGAGAGAAACCUUACAAAUGUGAAGAAUGUGACAAAGCUUUCCAUUUCAAAUCAAUACUUGAAAGACAUAGGAUAAUUCAUACUGAAGAGAAACCAUAUAAGUGUAAUGAGUGUGGCAAGACCUUUAGGCAGAAGUCAAUCCUUACACGCCAUCAUCGACUUCAUACUGGAGAGAAACCUUACAAGUGUAAUGAGUGUGGCAAGACCUUUAGUCACAAGUCAUCCCUUACAUGCCAUCAUAGACUUCAUACUGGAGAGAAACCCUACAAAUGUAAUGAGUGUGGCAAGACCUUUAGUCACAAGUCAUCCCUUACAUGCCAUCGUAGACUUCAUACUGGAGAGAAACCUUACAAAUGUGAAGAAUGUGACAAAGCUUACAGUUUCAGAUCAAAUUUUGAAAUACAUCGGAAAAUUCAUACUGAAGACAAUGCUUACAAGUGUAAUGAGUGUGGAAAGACCUUUAGCCGGACAUCAUCCCUUACAUGCCAUCGUAGACGUCAUACUGGAGAGCAACCUUACAAAUGUGAAGAAUGUGACAAAGCUUUCCGUUUCAAAUCAAACCUUGAAAGACAUAGGAGAAUUCAUACUGGAGAGAAACCAUACAAGUGUAAUGAGUGUGGCAAGACCUUUAGUCGGAAGUCAUACCUCACAUGCCAUCAUAGACUUCAUACUGGAGAGAAAGCUUACAAGUGUAAUGAGUGCGGCAAGACCUUUAGUUGGAAGUCAUCCCUUACCUGCCAUCGUAGACUUCAUUCUGGAGAGAAACCUUACAAGUGUAAGGAGUGUGGCAAGACCUUCAAUCAGCAGUUAACCCUUAAACGCCAUCGUAGACUUCAUAGUGGAGAGAACCCUUACAAAUGUGAAGAUAGUGACAAAGCUUACAGUUUCAAAUCAAACCUUGAAAUACAUCAGAAAAUUCAUACUGAAGAGAAUCCUUACAAGUGUAAUGAGUGUGGCAAGACCUUCAGUCGGACGUCAUCCCUUACAUGCCAUCGUAGACUUCAUACCGGAGAGAAACCUUACAAAUGUGAAGAAUGUGACAAAGCUUUCCGUGUGAAAUCAAACCUUGAAGGACAUAGGAGAAUUCAUACUGGAGAGAAACCUUACAAGUGUAAUGAGUGUGGCAAGACCUUUAGUCGGAAGUCAUAUUUUAUAUGCCAUCAUAGACUUCAUACUGGAGAGAAACCUUAUAAGUGUAAUGAGUGUGGCAAGAACUUUAGUCAGAAGUCAUCCCUUAUAUGCCACCAUAGACUUCAUACUGGAGAGAAACCUUACAAGUGUAAUGAGUGUGGCAAGACCUUUAGUCAGAAGUCAAACCUUACAUGCCAUCGUAGACUUCAUACUGGAGAAAAACAAGUGUAAUGAAUGUGGUGAGGUUUUUAAUCAACAAGCACACCUUGCAGGUCAUCAUAGAAUUCAUACUGGGGAGAAACCUUAGAAAUGUGAAGCAUGUGAUAAAGUUUACAGUGGCAAAUCAAGCCUCAGAAGACAGGAGAAUUCAUACUGGAGAGAAAGCUUAUAAAUGUGAAGAAUGUCACAAAGUUUACAGUCGCACAUCAAACCGUGAAAGACAGGAGAAUUCAUACUGGAGAGAAACCAUAAAAAUGUAAGAGUUUGUGACAAGGCUUUUGGGCAUGAUUCGCACCUGGCACAACAUGCUAGAAUUCACACUGGAGAGAAACCUUACCAGUGUAAUGAGUGUGGCAAAGCCUUUAGUAGGCAGUCAACACUUGUUUACCGUCAGGCAAUCCAUGGUGUAGGGAAACUUUACUAAGGUAAUGAUUGUCACAAAGUCUUCAGUAAUGCUACAACCAUUGUGAAUCACUGGAGAAUCCAUAAGGAAGAGAGAUCAUACUAGGGUAAUAAAUGUGGCAGAUUUUUCAGACAUUGUUCAUACCUUGCAGUUCAUCGGUGAACUCAACGCUGGAGAGAAACCUUACAAAUGUCAUGACUGUGGCAAGGUCUUCAGUCAAGCUUCAUCCUAUGCAAAACAUAGGAGAAUUCAUACAGGAGAGAAACCUCACAUGUGUGAUGAUAGUGGCAAAGCCUUCACUUCACACCUCAUGAGACAUCAGAGAAUGCAUACUGGACAGAAAUCUUACAAAUGUCAUCAAUGUGCCAAGGUCUUCAGUCUGAGUUCACUCCUUGCAGAAUAUGAGAAAAUUCAUUUUGGAGGUAGUUGGUCCAUAUGCAAUGAGUAGAGCAAACCAUCAAGCAUUAAUUGACAUUAGGGUCAAUUCAGCAUUGACUUGAGUUUGUAUUGACUUAACAUUGAGUUCAAGCAUUAAUUGACAUUAGUGUUUAUGUUAAGAGGAUUGGGCCAGGCACAUCAGCUUACACCUGUAAUCUGAGCGCUUUGGGAGGCCAAGGUGGGUAGAUCACUUGAGGUCAGGAGUUUGAGAUCAGCCUGGCCAACAGACGUGAGCCAUUUUCCCAGCCUGUUUUUUGUUUCUUUAAAAAAACUGAUAGGGAUUUUUAUGGAUAUCAUGUUGAAUCUAAAUCACAUUGGGUUAUUAUAUAAUCAUUUCACAAUAUUAAUUUUUCCAAGCUAUCAAUAUGGGUUGUAGCUCAAUGUUUUUAAUCAUUUUGAUCAAUGUUUGUAGAUUUCAAGGUACAAACUUCUGACCUUUGUACGUUUAUUUCUAAGUAUUUCUUUAAGUUCUCCAGCAAAUGGAAGUGUUUUAAAAUUUUCUUUUAAAAUUGUUUAUUGUUAAAGUAUGGAAAUUCAACUAAUUUUUGGUGCUGAUACUGUAUUGUGCAAAUCCACUGACUAUGUUACUUAGUUCCAGUAGUAUUUUGGUUGGCUCUUUGUGAUUUUCUACACAGAAGAUUAUGUCAUCUACAAACAAAUAUAAUUUUACUUCUUACUUUCUGA
Messenger RNA from Homo sapiens (human), 4202 nucleotides. RefSeq names its product zinc finger protein 761 (gene ZNF761). Gene Ontology annotation, cellular component: nucleus. The record is from RefSeq and is marked validated. Bases 449 to 2689 code for a protein of 746 amino acids. Gene Ontology annotation, molecular function: sequence-specific double-stranded DNA binding. The transcript is spliced from 6 exons. Gene Ontology annotation, biological process: regulation of DNA-templated transcription. Lineage: Eukaryota; Metazoa; Chordata; Mammalia; Primates; Hominidae.